Molecule: messenger RNA, 1530 nt
Organism: Trifolium pratense (red clover)
Lineage: Eukaryota; Viridiplantae; Streptophyta; Magnoliopsida; Fabales; Fabaceae
Product: replication protein A 70 kDa DNA-binding subunit C-like
Exons: 9
Coding region: 1-1530 (509 amino acids)
Source: RefSeq, a predicted model, not a curated record
AUGGAUAAUGUAAUAGAACUCUGUGGGAAAGUAUCUCCAAUCAUUUCACUUAGUCCUACAAGGUUAGAUUGGUGCAUUAGGGUUAGGGUGAUUAGGAUGUGGAGUGUUAGAUCCUCUGUUGUGGGUGGAAAUGGUAAAAAGAUUCAGGCUGUUGUUCCUAAUCAGUGUGUCAAUCGCUUAGUUGGUGUGUUGCAUGAAGAUGGUGUAUAUCUUAUUGCUUUUUUCUAUGUCCAAGAUAAUCACACCCCAUGCAUGAUUACUCUCAAUCCUUACAAAAUAGUUUUUUGCAGUCUUACCAAAGUGUUCUCUUCCGAGAGUUUAGUUAUUCCUCACUAUUCACUGACUUUGCUAUCUUCUGAUAAAAUUAAGAACUAUAAAAAUGGUUUGAAUUACUUAUUUGACGUUAUUGGACUUGUGACUAAUGUUCAUUAUGAGUAUGCUGACCACUACCUUGGAGAAGGAAUGUGUGCUGUGAGAGUUGAGCUUUCUGAUAAGAGAGGAGUAUACCAGUGUUAUCUGUGUGGGAGUUUUGUUCAUCAGUUUAGGGCCAUGGUGUCUGAAUGUUGCAAUGAAUUACCUGUACUGGUGUUGCAGUUUGUUAAGAUUGAUGUUAAGGAAGGCUAUGUUUGUGUUGAAAGUGUUACUGAUGUCACUAGAAUGCUUUUGAAUCCUAAUAUGUAUGAAGUGUCUCAAUUUAAGAAGGAUUUUGCAUAUCUGAACAGUGUUUGUGAUUUUGGCCGCAAUGGUCAGUCCACAAAUGGGACAAUAUCCAGAGAGUUGCAAUUUAACAAGGUGUAUCCUCACAAGACGGUGAAUGAAUUUGUUCAUACACUAGAGGAUGGUUUAUUUGUUAUUUGUGCGAAAAUAGUUGGACUCUUUCAAGUCGAUCAGUGGUGGUAUCCUGUCUGUCACUGCGGUGCUUUUUUGAGUAUUUCGGAUGGUUCAUACUAUUGUGACAAAUGCCAUCUUUGUGUUUUCAGUUCUACUUCCAAAUGCAAGCUUCAGAUUGCUAUCCAAGAUCAGACCUCUGCUGCAUUGCUUCCCAUGUUUGAUUAUCUGGUUAAAGAAAUUGGCUGCAUUAAUAACAAUGGUCUUGAUUUUGCUCUGAGUGUGAAUGGUGCUGCCAUUUUGAAUAAGAGGAUAGUUUUAUUAAUUGUCAAAAAGACCCAAAGGGUUGAUGAAAUGUCUAAUCAUGUUGUUGAAGUUGUUCACAUUACUGAUGAAAUGGGAUUAAUUAAGCAGUUUCAUAGUGAUGGCAGAUAUUUCACUCCAACAAAGUGUGUCUACAAACCUCCCUUUGGUGCUUCCAGUUCCCGGGUGUGUGAUGCUGGGAAACUUUCUGCUGCUACUGCUACUGCAUAUUCUAUUGUUGCAGAAAAGGAGUUGGCCAACAAAGAUGGUUCUAAGGAUGAGGUUAAUUGCUUGGUUGGUGCAUCGAAAGAAAAAAACCAAGGGGUCACGUUUGAAAGUCAGGGUGGAACUUUUUUCACUUCUAUUAGUGGUGAAGGAUCUUCUACUUGUGGGAAUUAA